AUGCCGUCCGCAGUUACCGCCGAUACUUUCGAGCCUCUGGCCAUCAUAGGUCUCUCCUGCAAGUUUCCAGGAGAUGCGGACACCCCAGAAUCAUUUUGGCGCAUGAUUGAAGAGCGAAAAUGCGCUAUGAAGGCAUGGCCAGAGGAUCGAGUGAAGCUUGAGACAUUCUCACAUAGAGAUUCAAAGGAAUUCAUUGCUGGAGCUCAUUUCAUGAAAGAAGAUCCAACGCUCUUCGACGCCUCAUUCUUUGGAAUUGGCGGCGCCGAGGCCGCCGUCAUGGAUCCCCAGCAUCGCAUGGUGCUUGAGACAGCAUACCGCGCCUUUGAAAAUGCGGGUAUCCCCAUGGAAAAGGCCAACGGCACCAAGACAGCCGUAUAUAGUGGCUGCAUGACAAACGAUUACACACAUAUGGUGACUCGUGAUCCCGAAAACAUCCCCAAGCACGCCUCUAUUGGUACGACGGCCAGCAUGGUGGCGAAUCGCCUCAGCUGGUUCUUCAACCUGAACGGCCCAUGUGUGAAUCUCGACUCGGCCUGUUCGAGCAGUCUGAUGGCGUUCGACAUGGCCUGCACCUCACUUCGCGUCAAGGAUGCGGAUAUGGCUCUCGUCGCAGGAGUGAGUGCCAUUCUAGGGGCUGAAACUAUCAUAUCCUUAAUGAACAUGAGCUUUUUGUCGCCCGACGGCCGCAGCUACAGCUUCGACGCCAGAGCCAAUGGGUACGGAAGGGGCGAAGGCUGCGGCGUCGUGGUAGUCAAGCGUCUAGCUGAUGCAGUCCGUGAUGGCAAUGUUAUUCGGGCCGUGAUAAGGUCCACGGGCUCCAACCAGGAUGGUUAUACGCCAGGAAUCACGCAACCCAGUCGCGCAUUGCAAUCCCAGUUGAUUCGGGAUACCUACGACAAGGCAGGUCUGAAUUUUGAGUCGACGCGAUUCUUCGAGGCGCAUGGCACUGGGACAGCGGUAGGUGAUCCCAUCGAGGCGGAAGCCAUCGGUAGUGUGUUCCGCAAGGCGCGUUCGCCGGACGACCCUCUGUAUAUAGGGGCGGCGAAAUCGAAUAUCGGCCACCUCGAGGGUGGCAGUGGUAUUGCAGCCGUGAUCAAAACGGUGUUGGUGCUCGAGAAGGGUAUUAUCCCACCCAAUUCGGUCAACUUCGAAUCCUUGAACCCUGAAAUUGAUGCCGAGUUCCUGAACAUUAAAAUCCCAACCAAGCCGAUCGCCUGGCCAACCCCCGGCUUGCGACGGGCCUCUGUCUCGUCAUUCGGAUAUGGUGGCUCGAAUGCGCAUGUUGUGCUGGACGACGCGUAUCAUUACCUGCAGCAGCAUUCUCUGGAUGCUCCUCAUUGUACUUUGCCCGAGGGCCACUCCAAUGCCACUAAUGGGCACGCACCAGAAUUGACAUCACGGCUUCUCAUUUUGUCUGGUGAGGACGAAGGCGCCAUUGGUCGUAUGGUUGAUGCCUACAAGCAGUAUGCAAACUCAACCAAGAUUCCACACGAGAAAGAGUCCCGUUUCUUGGGUGAAUUAGCUGAGACAUUAUCGGCUAAGCGUAGCCAGCUAUCAUGGCGUGCUUAUAGCGUUGUGGACUCGCUGGCUGCUCUCAAGGCCCUGCACACCUCUAUAUCCAAGCCAGUGCACAUAAACAGGUCUCUAGCACUGGGAUAUAUAUUUACCGGACAGGGAGCCCAGUAUUAUGGCAUGGGCCAGCAGCUUGUCCGUUAUCCGGUGUUUAAGAACAGCCUUCAGCUCUGCGAUGAUGCGCUUCGCUCAUUUGGUUGUUCCUGGUCAGCAUUUGAUCUCUUGGCCCAGGCGGACGACGAAAGCUUCGACAUCAAUAACCCGGAAUAUUCGCAGUGUUUGACCACCGUACUGCAAAUUGCCUUGGUUGAUCUUCUUUCCUCGUUUGGAUUUGUGCCGUUGACUGUCAUCGGUCACUCCUCUGGCGAAAUUGCUGCCGCAUAUGCCGUCGGCGGACUAUCUCGUGAAUCCGCGUGCCAGGUAUCCUACUUCAAAGGGCUUUAUGCAAGCACCCUUCGCAACGGCAAUGCAUCCAUGCUAGCGGUGGAUCUGUCGCGGUCCAAUGUCCAACCAUACCUAGAGGCCCUUCGCUCGAAUACGCCGGGAAAUAUCACCGUCGCCUGCAUCAACAGCCCGAACAACGUGACCAUAUCUGGUGAAAAUCCUCUGGUCGAGACACUCCAGUCCAAGUUUGAGGCCGAUGGCAUUCGGUCCCGUCGUUUGCGCACGGGUGUUGCAUACCACAGUUCUCAGAUGCAGGCCAUUUCCUCCCUCUACAGGGAUUCUCUGCAGGGACUGACGGCCGGAUCGCCCAACAAAACCCUGAUGGUCUCUACAGUGACGGGUUCAACUAUUGUUGACCGCAAGGUGCUGUCCACGCCAGACUACUGGGUCCGCAACAUGGUCGAGCCCGUGGAAUUCUGCGGCGCCAUGACUGAAAGCUUCUCACACACGGGCGCGAAGAAUCGCAAGAUUGGCAUGCCAGUCAAGCACGCUAUAACGGACUGGGUAGAGAUCGGCCCUCACGGAGCCCUGCAGCGGCCAUUCCGCGAAACCCUGCGUGCUGCUGCUGUCAACAGUAACGUGCGAUAUGUGGCCACGCUCGACCGUCGCCAGUCUCCAUUGCAGGCGCUGCAGUCUGCCGUUGGCCAUCUCUAUGCCCAAGGAUACAGUGUCUCAUUUGAAGAAGUGAAUCAGUACCACCGGGGCCUUCCGCAACAUACAAAACAGCUAGUCAAUCUUCCGUCGUAUCCCUUCAAUCACUCUAGACGAUACUGGUUUGAGACGCGCGAGACUACCAAUGUACGACUUCGCUCCCACGGUCGUCAUGAGCUACUGGGUGCUCCGUCACCAGAGUCACACUCCGGCGAGGCACAUUGGCGUCUCUUUUUCGACCCCGUCCAAACGCCCUGGAUCCUGGACCACGCAGUCAAUGGCAAGGCGAUCUAUCCAGCGACGGGGAUGCUGGUCAUGGCCAUCGAGGGUGCGGAUCAAUUGGUUGAUGCCUCGCAUCCCCGGGCUGGAUAUUUAGUUCACGACGCCACAUUCACGCAUCCGAUUGUGAUCAACCCCUCUGGCCGCGUCCAGGCCAGUCUGUAUAUGCGAGCGACUCGCCCAGCAGAGAAGACUUGCCACUCAUUCGAGUUCCGCAUCUACACUGAGGUCAGCGACCAGCUGCAGGAGACUUGCCGGGGUUAUAUCUCGGUUCAGCUGGCAAGCGAGGAUGUUGUGCUUGAGCGGCAAGAGAAAGCGCAAUCCGCGUAUCACCAGGAACGUUGGGAGGAGAUGCACCGCAAAUGCUCCAAUACUAUCUCUAAACAAGGGAUGUAUGAAGCCCUCGAGACGAACGGGCUGCACUAUGGUCCGGCGUUCCAGGUCAUGGAUUCCAUCACCUGGGAUGGAGACGAGUGCGCGACCGCAGAGAUCCACACGUUCCCCUGGACAGCGAAGCAGUCGCAGCAUGGUCGACAAAGGCACGUCGUGCACCCUGCUACUCUUGACGGCCUUGGCCAGUUGGGCGUCGUGCCGCUCACUCAUGGAGGCCAGAAGCUGCUCACAACGGGGCUGGUAACCACACGUGUCCAGCAGGCCUGGAUCGCGGCAUCAGGAGCAUCGAGUCCCGAUACAUCAUUUCUGCGGGCGUGUGUGCGGUCGCAUACUACAGGAAUGCGAGGUACUGAGACCGAGGUCACUGCGCUAGACGAGUCUGGUCAGGUCAAGAUCUGGAUCUCGUCUUUCGAGACCACGUCCAUGACAACCAACCACGCAAAGACACUGGAAGCGAAGGCGCGUCCACUCUGCGGCAGCAUCGAGUGGAAUCCGGUAUUGGAUUUCAUGACCAAAAGUCAGCUGAGUGCCUGGUGUGACCUGCCUCCUGCCGAUAAUCCACAGGAGCUGUUUGAUCUCCUCGAGGUGCUUCAGCUGUCAUCUGCUCGCCGUGCUAUUGAGCAGCUCAAAGGGCGAUCGACCGCUCACUUGCCAGGUCAUCUCCACAAAUACAUUGAUUACCUGAAAUGGCAGAUACGGAGAUAUGAUGAGGGCACGGUAUCAAUCGCCAUCGAUCAUCCUCUACUUCACUCGUUCGAUCCAGAGGUGACUGCCAAAUUGUGCGAGAAGGUGAAAGCACUCAGCCAGGAGGCUGUUUUCAGCGUGACAGCUGCUCAGAAUUUGGAUGGUAUUCUAGCUGGUACUGCUGAACCUCUAGAUCUGCUUUACCAAGACGACCGGGCCGCCCAGCAUUAUCAAGCGAUCGUGGAUCGUAUGCUUCAACCGGGCCACUUGCGUCGCUAUUUGAAGACUCUGGCCCUCGAGAAUCCGGCCAUGAAAGUCCUCGAAAUUGGGGCCGGGACAGGGUCUUUUACCAGCCAUGUCUUGCAUGCGUUAGCUGGUGAUGGCGGGAGUUCUCGAUUCGGACGCUACGACUACACGGAUAUCUCGGAGGGAUUCUUCGAAAAGGCACGCGAGCGAUUUGGGUUUAUCGGUGGCAAAAUAGCAUUCAGGGCGCUGAAUGUCGAAAAGGCUCCCGAGGACCAAGGGUUCGAGAAGGGCAGCUAUGACUUAAUCGUGGGCGCUUGGGUUCUCCAUACCACCGCAGAUCUAAAUACCGCGACGAGAAAUAUUCGCGAGCUCCUGAAGCCCGGAGGAAAGUUGGUGAUGAUCGAGAUCACCCAGCCCGAGAACAUGCGCACUGCAUUUGUCACUGGAACUCUGCCGGGGUGGUGGAUGGACUACCGUGAACAUGGCGCCUGUGUGGGAAUGGAGAAGUGGAACGACAUCCUGCAGGCAAAUGGAUUCGAUGGGAUUGACCUUGCGAUUCCGGAAUGCGGCGAUGAGAGAUAUGUGGAGCACAGCCUGCUGGUAGCUACAGCAUCCAGAAUACAAUCCCAAUCAACGAUCCGACCUGUUGUGUGUGUCAUCGACCCGGCCUCUGCGCUACAGGCCAGUCUGGUACAGACCCUGCGGCAACGACUGCCCGAAGAGACGGAAUGGAGCGUGGUAUCCAUGAAAGAGCUGGAUGACAUCUCACUGGCUCAAGAUCCCGUGGUUCUCUUCCUUCCAGAGGUAGAAGGUCCAGUUCUUGCCACUAUGUCAGAGACGCUCUACGAUCAACUGCACCGAUUCUUCUGUCGCGCCCAAGAUGUGAUGUGGGUAAUGGCCUCGAGUCCAACAUCUCUAACAGCUCCACGCGUGCAUAUCAUUCAAGGUCUGGUGCACGUACUCUGUACCGAGAAUGAGAGACUGUCUUUCACAACCCUCGACCUCGAAGAUCACCUCGAUCAUCCGACUACAUGGGUUGAUCACAUCCAUCGCCUUCUUCAGGAACGACAGCAACAUCACGGCAAAGACCCUGAGCUCGACUACCGCGAACAGAAUGGCGUGCUGCACGUCGGUCGCGUCAUUGAGGAUCUGGAGCGCAAUAACACCGUGCUGGAACAGACACAGACUCCUGUGAAGUGGAAGCCCUUCCGGCAAGAAGUACCCCUGUCGCUUUAUCUUUCCAACCCGGGAUCACUCGAUGCCAGCACCAUGGUCUUCGUCGAAGACAUGGAACAAUAUCCAGAGCUUGCACCCACGGAUAUGGAGAUUGAAGUCAAGUCAGUGGGUGUGAACUUUCGAGAUGUAUUGACUGCUCUGGGAAGGAUCCGUUCCUCGGACAAUCUGGGCUGCGAGUUUGCCGGUGUUGUGACUCGUGUUGGUAAGAACUGCGUCGGCUUUCAGCCUGGAGAUACAGUCUGUGCAGUAGCCUUUCGAUGCGUCCGCACAUUGGCUCGCUGUGAUUAUCGCCAAUGCUGUCGCAUCCCUGCGGGUGUGUCCAUGGCCACGGCCGCUUCAGUACCCACCAUCGGAGUCACGGCCUACCACUCUCUCAUUAUCCUGGCACGCUUGCAACCUGGAGAAUCGGUUCUGAUCCACUCAGCAGCAGGGGGUACAGGACAGCUCGCCAUCCAGGUGGCUCGGAGUGUGGGAGCCAAGAUCUUCGUGACUGUCGGGUCGCAGGAGAAGGCCCGAUUCUUGCAGGACCGAUACGGCAUCGCUGAAGACCAUAUCAUGUACAGUCGUGACACGACGUUUUCUCGACACAUACGGCGCAUGACGGAUGGUCAAGGUGUGGACGUCAUUCUGAACUCGCUCUCGGGCGAUGCUCUCGUGGCAUCAUGGGAGUGCAUCGCACCAUACGGACGGUUCAUUGAACUUGGCAGGGCCGACAUCGACAGCAAUUCUAAGCUGCCGAUGAGGCACUUUGAAAAGAACGUGUCUUUCUUUGUUGUUUCAGUGGACAGGAUGUCGGAGGAGCGGCCAGCACUCAUCCGACAGUCCCUGCAGCCGAUCAUGGACAUGAUGGAAGCCGGCACGUUGCACCCUCCAUGGCCGUUGCAGGAGUUCUCUCUUUCGUCGAUAGAGGAGGCCCUUCGUUUAAUGCAGAAUGGGAGGCACACGGGCAAGCUAGUGAUCAAUUUCAACCCGACCGAUAUCGUCCCGAUCUCCAUACGACAUACCCCGUCGUACAGCUUCCCCUCAGACGCAACAUAUGUGAUUGCGGGAGGGCUGGGCGGAUUAGGACGCAGUGCUGCGCGCUGGAUGGCAAACAUGGGAGCCAAAAAUCUCAUUUUACUUUCUCGAUCGGGGCCCAAGUCGGACGCUGCUCGGAAGCUGAUCGCGGACCUUGCCUCUCAAGGGGUAUGUGUCCGCGCACCAAAGUGCGAUGUCGCCGACAUCCUUGCGAUGAAAGCUGCACUGGGCGAAAGUGUCGACCUCCCUCCGAUCCGAGGUUGUCUGCAAGCCACGAUGGUUCUACAGGACGCCAUCUUCGAAAACCUCACCUACGUACAAUGGACCACGGCCAUUCGUUCCAAGGUCCAGAGCACAGAGAACCUACACGCCAUCCUGCCAUCCAACAUGGAUUUCUUCGUCAUGCUAUCGUCGCUGGCAGGGGUGGUCGGGUCCGUUUCGCAAGCCGCCUAUGCAGCCGGAAACACGUUCCAGGACGCCUUCGCGACAUACAGACGCAGCCUCGGUCAGGAGGCCGUCUCCCUUGAUCUGGGCCGCAUGGGCGAGGUAGGCAUCAUUGCCGAGAACACGAAGUAUUCACGACAUAAAGAAGACGUGCCCGUGAUGGAGGACGUUUCAGAGCGAGAGUUCCAUGCGAUGCUGGAACAGGUUUGUCGAUCGACCCUAGGCUCAGCUCAGGACUCGAAAACGGGCCAGAUCUUGCUGGGUAUGGCGACCCCGGCCCAGAUGCGCGCUGCGGGUAUAGACCCGCCCUCGUGGGUCCUGGAGCGCUCAUUGUUCAGUGUCCUGCCGCAGGAGGCUACUACGGAGGAAGUCCAAUUGGAUUCGAAUGCUGCAACCUCCACGGCCGCUGGAAACUGGCAGGUAGCUUUGGCUAAGGCUAGUCCUGAGGCCGCCGGAUCGGUUGUUGUGGACGGGCUGACGCAGAAACUGGCGCACGCGCUGGAUGUUGCAGCUGGGGAGAUCGAUUCGCAGCGAUCCAUGGCAGUACAGGGUGUAGAUUCACUGUUAGCUGUGGAGCUGAGGCAGUGGAUUUCCAAGGCGUGGAAGGCAGAUGUAUCGGCAUUGGAUAUCACCAGUACGCCCAGUUUGGAGGAGCUGGCGGUGCUAAUUGUGGGCCGAAGUGAGUUGCUGAAGAAGGACUCGCAGUAGUCGAUAGUGAAUCAUCCAUCUGAGCGCUAUGGGGAAAUACCUCUAUUGAGAUGUACGACGGUGACCGGCGACUGAUAUCGAUUAAAUUGCUACAUGUCGAAAUGCGG
Molecule: messenger RNA, 7781 nt
Organism: Aspergillus steynii IBT 23096
Lineage: Eukaryota; Fungi; Ascomycota; Eurotiomycetes; Eurotiales; Aspergillaceae
Product: polyketide synthase
Exons: 13
Coding region: 1-7674 (2557 amino acids)
Biological process (GO): secondary metabolite biosynthetic process; fatty acid biosynthetic process
Molecular function (GO): phosphopantetheine binding; zinc ion binding; fatty acid synthase activity
Source: RefSeq, a predicted model, not a curated record